AUGUUCAGCGCUAUCUGGUCACAGUAUUUUCCUCCGAAGCCCGGGUUCACCGAGAAGGAUAUCCCACCGGGCAGCCAGUUCGGCAAGGUUUUCAUUGUCACCGGCGCCAACCAGGGCAUUGGCUUGGAGUUAGUCAAAAUGCUCUAUCCGACGGGUGCGACCAUCUAUCUAGCAGGCCGCUCGCAGGAGCGCAUUGAGAAGGCUAUUCAGCAAGUUAUCGACUCUCAUAAGCCUGAGCCUGUCGUGCCGGCAAUUCUUAAGCACCUCCACCUUGACCUCAGCGAUUUAACCACCAUUAAGACCUCAGUAGCUGCUUUCACUGCGCAGGAGAAGAAGCUGGACAUUCUAUGGAACAAUGCGGGCAUUGGAUGUAAUCCGGAAGGAACUACCACGAGGCAAUCUAUCGAGGGCCACGUUGGUAUCAAUUGCAUCGCACCCCUCUUGUUCACCCAAGAGUUACUUCCUCAGCUGCAUGAGGCUGCUAAGAACGCUCCAGCAGGCAGUGUGCGCGUCAUCUGGACUGGCUCCCUGAUGAUCGAGACGCACUCUCCAAUGGGCGGGAUUCAGUACGAGUUCGUAGAAAAGGGAAAAACUACAAAUCCAGCACGUGACUACGCCACUUCCAAAGUGGGCAAUUGGUAUCUGGCAGUCGAAGCUGCUCAGCGAUGGGAAACGUACGGCAUCGUCAGUGUCGUUCAGAACCCCGGAAACCUGCUUACGAACAUCUACUCACACCAGCCAACGUGGCUCAUGGCCAUUCUAAAGCUAGUGUUGUAUAAUCCAAAAUUCGGCGCUCACACACUUCUCUACUCCGGCUUUACCCCAGACGUCGGCAUUGCGAAGAACAAUGGAGCGUAUAUCAGGCCGUUCGGACACAUAGCUUCAAAUGGACGACGGGACAUCUACAUGGGGAUAGCUGCGGGUGAAGCAACCAAGUUCUGGGAAUGGUGUGAGAAAAUGUAUCAGCCACAUAUCUGA
This is a messenger RNA of Bipolaris victoriae FI3, 978 nucleotides long. RefSeq lists its product as hypothetical. The transcript has a single exon. The record is from RefSeq and is a predicted model, not a curated record. NCBI's taxonomy places the organism in Eukaryota, Fungi, Ascomycota, Dothideomycetes, Pleosporales, Pleosporaceae. Bases 1 to 978 code for a protein of 325 amino acids.